Melopsittacus undulatus (budgerigar) is the source of this 3185-nucleotide messenger RNA. It is a transcript of the gene FSD2, whose product is annotated as fibronectin type III and SPRY domain containing 2. The record is from RefSeq and is a predicted model, not a curated record. The transcript has 13 exons. Gene Ontology annotation, molecular function: protein binding. The coding region runs from base 231 to 2591 and encodes 786 amino acids. Lineage: Eukaryota; Metazoa; Chordata; Aves; Psittaciformes; Psittaculidae.
ACGGCGAAAGCGCCCUCCACGCCGUUCCAGGCCACGAGGAAGCGGAGCCGCGGCGGCGGCUGGGGCUCGCUGAAGGCGGUGUCCCGCACGGCCACCCAGCCCUCCAGGCUGUCGGGUUGCGGCUCCAUGAUGGCGGACCCGCGGAACGAAACAGAAACUGACAGACCUUAAAGGCACAGCGAGCACACGGAUUGAGACUUGUCAUCUCACAAGCCUCACUAAGGAUACCAAUGUCAUCCAGAUCUGGCAGCAGAAGAGGGUAUGAAACUAGUGACCAGUUGACUGGUCAUUCAGCAGCCCCAGCAGUCCCAGAGUCUAGUGAGAUUGAGGCUGGAGGCUUGAUAUUUUAUCACAUGGAUCUGUAUGGCUCAAAGGAGAGGUUUGAUAUCUUUCCUGAAGAGCUGUCUGGUCAAGGAGAAAGAUCUCUGGGAGAUACGAGAAGGGAAUCUGCACUGAGUAGUGAAAAAAUUCAGCAUUCACAAGAAGCUGGAUAUGACUUGGAAAAGGAGGUUGCAGAAUUGGCUAAGAUGUAUGGACUCGAUGAGGAUAGAGAAAAAGAGCUUGAGCUUCUUGGAGGACAUCCAGAGAUGGUGGAGAGCAGAUGGCCAUCUGCUCGCACAGAAAAAGCAAAAUCACAAGGCUCUGUGUAUAAUGCAUCAAAAAGCAGCUCUUCAGUGAAAGAUCAAAGUCGAAGCACAAAGCAACGGGGACUUCCUGGUGAGACUUCUCAAGAUGAAGAUGAGAGCAAAGCCAGAGCAGAAGACAAUGCCGAGAGCCCCAUGCGGUCCGGAGAGGGGCUCAGCAGCAGUGGCAUUUCAGAUGAGUGGAACAGUCAGGCUGUCAGUGAGGAGGAGGAAUCAGGGGAUGUUUUUUGUUCUACUUGCAAGAUACCAAUCCGAGCUUUUGACAAACUCUUUGGUGAGCACAAGGAUCACGAGGUGACUAAGCUCCCCAAUGCCAUGGAAAGCGAAAAGGAGGAGAUUCAUAAAAACAUGUGCAAGUUGGAGGAGCAGAUUGCUCAGAUGGAAAACUUUGCCAGUCACUUGGAGGAAAUCUUCAUCACUGUAGAGGAAAACUUUGGGAGGCAGGAGGAGAACUUUGAGGUGCAUUACAACGAUGCAGUGCAAGUGCUUGCUCAGAAGUAUGAAGAACAGUUGGAAGCACUGGGGGAAGAAAAGAGGCAGAAGCUGGAAGCAUUAUAUGGGCAGCUGGUCAGUUGUGGGGAACAUCUUGACACCUGCAAGGAGCUGACAGACAGAACCCAGGAGCUUUACCUGGAAAACGACAAAGCCAAUUUUAUGAAGGCAGCAAUAACCAUGGUUGACAGGCUAGAAGAAUUUUUAAAAAAAGAAGUGGAUUUAGAGCUUUCAACAGUGCCAGACUUUGAGGAGCGGGUCAUAGAUGUCUCUGAAGUUGAGCAACUAAUGAACUCCAUUAAUAUUAUUCCAGCGCCUUGCGCCCCUGUGAUCAACCCCCAGGCUCCCAGUGCAGCAACUGGAACCUCACUGAGAGUUUGCUGGAGCCUCUUCUCAGAUGACACUGUCGAGUGCUACCAACUGUGCUAUAAAACAGUGAGCAAUGAGAGGCGCAGUGACGAACAACCAGAGCAUACGCUGAAAGUCAAAGAAACAUACUGCACCAUUACUAAUCUGCUGCCGAAUACACAGUAUGAAUUUUGGGUCAGUGCUUUAAAUGCCACUGGUAUCAGUCCACCAAGUGAAAGAACAGUUUAUGUAACAGCUCCUUCACCACCUACCAUAAACAGUAAAAAGAUUCGAAGUUGUGAAAAUGCAGCACUGGUAUGCUGGGAAUCUGGAGACAUUAACCCUGUUGAUUCCUACACAGUUGAAUUGUCCAAGCUGGCAGAUGAGGAAAACGGUGAUACUAUUACUGAAUCAAUUGUGGGGAUUCCUAACUGCGAAGUUCUAAUUCACCUCCAGCCAACACAAAGCUAUCACAUCUGUGUUAGAGCCCUAAACCUGGGUGGUUCCAGUGAAAGAAGUGACCCUGUCCUGAUACAUACCACAGGCACCUACUUCUGCCUUAACGAGGAUACAGCCCAUCCUUUGCUGGCAAUUCUAGAUGAUGGAUUUACAAUUGCAUGCGAUGAACUGGAAAACCCAGAGUGUGAUCUGCCCGUCUAUGAUAACAGCUUUACAAGGUGCAUUGGGAUCCUGGGCAGUCUGAUUCCAUUUCCAGGAAAGCAUUACUGGGAGGUAGAAGUUGAGGAAGAUACAGAGUACAGAAUUGGCGUGGCUUUUGAAAACACUCCAAGACAUGGUUAUUUGGGGACAAACAACUCAUCCUGGUGCAUGAGGCAUAUCAUCACACCAUCAAGGCACAAAUAUGAAUUCCUACACAGUGGGAUGACACCAGACAUCAGAAUUACUCUCCCCCCUAGAAGGAUUGGCAUCUUGCUGGACUAUGAGAACUGCAGACUGUCAUUUUUCAACGCAGAUAUUGCCCAGCACCUGUACACGUUCAACUCACAUUUCCAGCAUUAUGUUCACCCCUGCUUUGCUUUGGAAACACCUGGUAUCUUACGGAUACGUACUGGAAUUGCAGUACCCCCAUGGACUGCCCUUCCAUAACCUGUGUUCUGCAGCUACCAUACCUGCAUUUAACCCACAGUGAGCAAUGUCCUCUCCAAGCAUUAACUAUUCCAUCACACUCCCUAUAAACCAGCUAUCUCCCAGGAAAGAGCAAAGUGACCCUAACUGACACCAGCUGCCAGGCCUAAGCCCUUACAAUUUCUGUCCUCUUGGGCAGGGUCUUAGUCAAAAACCAUUAUGGUCACAAUUCCACCAGCAUCCCAGAAUUCUCCAGUUGGAAAUGGAUACCAUCCUUCUCAGAGGUGACACUUGUCACCAUGCUGCAGUGGCAGCUGGAUCAGUGUUUCCUCAGUGCCCAUCUGAUGCCCUGCGAACCCCCAUGCUCCAGAGCAUUCAUUAAUUCCACUCUUGUGUUUGCUGAAGAGCUAAAAAUUCAAAGAAAACCAAAAAUAGCACAAGGCUAUUUAAACCACAACACAUAAUCACAGUACUGCUGCUAGACCGAGCCAAAAAUACUGCAACCAUGAAGCUGAUUCAUAAUCAAGUAGUCUUGUUGCUACAUGAAGUCUGUGACACAAGAUAACCAAAUACACCUCCUCUGUUAGUGCCUACCAUGCACAGGGAGACUUUGAC